AGCAGAUCUGAUAGGCUGUGUUUUGCUAUUUCUAGCAUGAUGAAUGUUGUCAUCAUUCUGGGAAUAUUUGCACAGCUAUUCAGUUGGUCACAAUAGCUGUGGAAAAAAAAAUUAGUGGAGUUUACUGAAUAAUUUACUUGCUGAACGCUAUUUGUCUGUUCCUCCACAAUAAAAUCUACCAGACAUGUAAAAUUUCUUCUUUUCAUUCUUGCCUUUCGUGUUUUCAUCGCUUUGAGUUUUCAUUUGCUCCCUUCCCCACCGUAACUCCCAUCUGGAUUACUCCUCUGCUGGAUUCUUCGUGUCCUUUCACAGGUUUUCCCAUCCUCUUCUCUUAGACCUCAUCCCUGCAGAGCUGUUUUUUAUCAUCACUCCCCUGUUCUAAUUCUUGAUUACCCUCCUUUGCCCAUUCUCCUUUACCAUUAGGCACCCUGUGGAAACUUUACAGCUAAUUAAUCAGCUCGAUGCUUAGGCAGGGGAGAGUACGAGAGUGAGGAUGCCUGAUGGAUGGGUUUGGUGACCGCAGACAAGGUCGGAGCAUUCCCCUGAUCUGCUGUUGCUGCCAGCUGGGAAGUGGAAAGGAUCCCUGGAUCCUUUUCAGGAUCCUGACCCUGAAUCUCUUGUUUGACGGGCGCUGCUGGAAAGCAGUACAGGGAGAGGAACAGUUCUGGCUCUGCUAGCACAGUGGCUGGUGGUUGAGUUGGUUUUGAAGACUUUAGGAUGAUGUAUGGGAGGAUGGGGACUCUGAAGAUUGUUUUUAUUUUUCCAGUGCAUGUAAAUGAAAUUUCUGGGGUGGCACAGGCUGCUGAUGUGAUAGCCAUCACUGUCUGCAGAGACUCAAAGGAAAAAGAGGAAAUUAUUAUUAUUCCUUGGUAUGUUUGACACAAAUUCGGAUGUGACUUUAUCAUUUAGAGCCAGCAAGAUGAAUUCCUUGAAGAAAGUCAAAGUCCGUACACAAGGGAAACAGCGUUUUGUGGCUUUGUUUCUUUGUUUUCUGGAAAACCCCAUGCAAAGCAUCCAGGUUUGGUGGUAAUUUACCAGGGUAGCUGUUCACAGGUGCCCUCUGCUCCUCUGUGGAGCUUCCGUAGAGCCACAGACAGCAGCAUGUUCUCUCUCCUAUUAGCUCAUGAUCUCAUCACCUUUCCUUUUAUGCCUUUCCCCUCGCUUGCCAGCUGCUGUUGUGCACUUCUUUGGCUGGCAAAGAGGAUGAGCGGAGGCUUCUGGAGCUGCUUCUCGUGUUGGUAGAGGAGUAACACGCAACGUUCUCGCUUUUCCAGACUCUGCUCUGGCUCGUGCUGUCUGGUUAGUCUCUAGAAGACUGUUAUAUCCAACAAUAUCAUAAUCAUUACGACUUUGAAAACAUACAGUAAAUGGUCUACAGAUAAAAAUCCUCUUUGAACAAAGUUAAAAUCUAAAUUAAUGUGUAUUUUUAAUUUAAACCGUCCUUACUGUACCAUAGUGGUAGAGAGAAGUAAAAGGAACUUUCUUCCUGGCAUGGAAGCAGGAGGACAAACUUUUUGGUCAUGUGUGGUAGAGGUGCAAAGGACAUUAUUAUGUAUAUAAAAUGUCACAGUCUGUUCCACAUCUCAGCUUCUUGUUCAAGUGGUGUAGUCAGGGAGCAAGGGAUGUGCCUGCAAGAUUUUGGUGGUGGUUCGUUCGUUCUUUUGCUUGCAUGUAGGAUGCGUAAUUUUCACAUUUGCCUUUUUAAUUUUGCCAGGUGAUCAGUUGUUCUCGCUACAAGGAAAUUAAGUAGAAACACUCAGUUCUUUUCGCAUACAUUGUUCAGUAUUUGUGUCUUUUCCAGUAGCCCUUCAGGAUCGUUUACCGUACGAUACCCGAUUUUAACUUUCAGGAUCCUUCUUGAGAGUCUUCAUAUCCAGUCAAGGGUGCAGAACACCAUCAGCUAGAAUGUAAUAGCCUGCAUAUCUGUGUUAAUUCAUUACAGAAGCUCAUUUAUGCUCAAGCUCUGACUUAACUGACAGCUUAACCAAGCUGUUCAGACUGGUGCAUAGAUCACCCCACCUCUCUUGAGACACUACACGUAAUUUUGAGGUGGUUAAUUUCUGCAUGCUAUGAUGGACGUAGUUUUCUGUCUUUGCCUAUUUUGAUGUAAUUUCUCACGGUCUCUUUCUCAGAAAAGAAAAGCAAAAAAUCUCCAGCCAUCUCUAAUCCACAUGGAUAGAUCCUGAACCAGUUGUGAGUUCUUAGGAAAGAGUGACUGUGAGUAAAUUCAGUUUCAUCAGCACAGUGCCGAAUAAUAAACGGAGAGUGAGAUGUCUCAGAAUUAAUAAAAGUACAGUCAGUCAUGUAGAAACUUAAUGAUGUUAUCUGGAAUAAGUGGGCUUUUUCCCAUGCUUGUAAUAAAUAACUCACCAGCCCAUUUAUAAUUAAUUGUACUUCUAAAUGAGAAUUGUCCAAAUAUUUUUAUUUCUGCUUUAUCUUUGGGAGGAUAGUUAGCAACAUAGCUGUUGAUUAUAAAGGGUUCUAUGAAAAGCACGUAAAAAGCUUAAUUAAUAGACCACGGUUUUUGAACCUCUGUCUGUGUGGAUCUCUCAAAAUCUGCCAGCGAGUGCGUGGACUCUUCACAGCAAUACCAGGCUUCUUUUGCUCACUUACCCUCUGCAGGCGCUGCGGAAGAGCUCUGGACCUCCAGGGGUCUGGAUAUCUCAAACUGGAAACUGCCGAACCAGACUGCCAAUUCUUGCAUACAUAUAACCGUACCAGGUCAUUAAAUCAGUCAGAAAACAGUUUUGCCUUUGGCAAAAAUCAUGCAGUUUUUAACGAUUCAGAUGUCUGUCCUCCUUCAUGUGGAGACUGACUUGCUGAGGCUGGGUGAGGAUUGACCGCUCCCGAGGGAACUACCUGUACGUGUGUGUGUGUGUGCAGCAGGAAACGGCGUCUCGUAUUUAAUAGGUUUUGUUAUUCCUGGUGGUUUAAAGCCUGUCACCAUGCCCUAGUGCCCAGAGUUUUUGAGCACUCGGAGUUGUUGUCUUUGUGGCUAAAGCUGUAAAACCAAGUUUUGACUAUUCAUGCGUAUUCAAAAUUGUGUGCUCUUGGUAUGCGCAGGUGUGCCUGACACCUGGUAUCCUGGGUAAAUUCCAGCUUAGAUGAUGCCUGAGCUUCCCUUGGUGCUUUCAUUUGGAUACGGUUUUCUCUUCCUUUUGUGGCAUAUACUGCUAACCCAUAAAGGCUGAGAGGUGCUGCCAAUGUGAAUAUUUUUCUAUCACAAAAAAUGCAUACAUGAAAACCCCACAUAUGCAUCACUUAGCUCGGAGCUUCUGCUGUGUUGUGAUGAUCUCACAAUUCUUGCUUUCUGCUUUGAGGUCUUUUUUUUUAGUGUUGUUCCCAUCUCUGGCGUGAUGUAACAAACACGAAUGGAAUGACUCUUAAUUAAACUAGCAACGCGCAAGGGCUGUCAAACGUGCAAAGUAGACAAUUCAUCAGGGUGUUUUUCCCUUUAGUGUUACUGAGGUUACUUGAGAUUCUUGAGGCCGUUAGAAGCAGUAGUAACUGGUUGUAAGGGCUGAUUCUGAAAUGUUCUCUUUUAAAAAAAGCUACCUGUCAAGGCUGUUUGGGUUCUGGGGGAAGUUAUCCUUGCGUAAUCUGUGGUCUGCAAAGUACUCGGGUUGCUGCAAGUUGCUGGAGCGGAGGCAACUUGUUAAGAGCAUUUGUUGUUUUCGUUCCAGACAGUAUACCUGGUCCUGUGCGUGGUACGUUGUAAGGAUUACUCCCCAUUAACAAAAUACCAGUUAAUCCUAUUUUAGUAUCUUUGCUAUGAGGAUAUGUGUAAGCUCUUUCCUCCAUCACGCUGUCAUUCUUCUUCUGCAUCAAAUGGUUAGUACAUUUCUUUCCUCUGUAUAUCUUAGCCAUAGGAGAAAGCAGAGAAAAUAAUUGAAGGAGCUAGAAUUGGUUCAAAUAAUGAGAGUUGAAAUACCCUGAAGUGUUGUUUGUUCUGCAUUUGUCAGUCUCUGACUUUCAUUCUCAGGCCUUGCGAUAUUUGAACGUUUUUAGUUGUGAGUGAGCUCCAAAACUUACUGAGACCUAAUCUUGUUACAGUGACCUGUUUCGAAACCUCUGCAUACCUGUCUAAAAGGGAUUGAACAAAAUCUGGUUUAAAUGAACAGAAAAUAGGAGAAUGCUCGAAUAAGGCUACUGGCAUGUGCUCAAGUGCUGCUGGAGUACCAGGGCAGGAAUCUGUCUUCACGUAUUUCAUUGCUACAGCAAACUCUUGAACAGCAGCAGUGUUGCCUUGGUUCCUUCCACUUCAAUUUCCAUCCCAUCUUCUACUGGUAUUUUAAGAAUAUCUUGGCGGCAUAACUGACCUGCAGUAUUUCAGUGUCGUUGGUUGAGGAUCUCCUGACCUUUUGGGAUAUUGCGUGGGCCUCCCAAAUUCACAGAUGUAGUACGAAGAAACUUGAGUCUGAGACUUAAAGGAAGUUUGCAGAUGGAUGUCCAAUGAGGGCCUGGCCUUCUCUUCAGCGUCUUCUUCCACCAAAGAAGCCAGUAAUUCAUACAUAGAGGAAAGAUGGGAAUUGAGAGCCUGCAGUUAGAGCCAGUCCUCUGGCCCGGGUUAGGUGUCGAUGAGGGAGCGGAUCUGUUCCCUGAGGAGGGAUUGUUAAAUGGCAGGGUUACUUUGAUCCUGUUGGAUUCUCUUAGCCCAUUAAGAUGAUUAAUGGAUUAAUUGGGCUAUCUUCAUUGUCCUAUUUGUCUCUGACAUAUGAUAUUUUGCAGACUGGGAACAGAGCUAGUAAUAAGAAAAGCUUGAAGAGUUUGUGUUCCUCUGAAUGUGGUGUUUGUUUCCCAGCUGUGCUAGGUGAUCUCAUAAGAUACCUUGUAUAAGCUUUGUAUUGCUUUAAAAGGAAAUAGAGCAUGUGACCGAAAGGGACCUUCUCGAUGAGCGAGUGCAGCUCUCUGCUAAGACUGUGGAAUAUGUGCUUAUAAACCAGCUUGCUGUCUUUCUUAAAUCAUACGUUGGCUGAGCGUAAUACUCCUAUUGACUGUUCCGCUCUUCUUGGAAGCCUGUAUCCGACUUCUGGCCCAAGCACAGUCUUGGUUAAUUUGUUCCUAUUGUGCUUAAAUUGACAUUGCCCUUUAGUUUCACUGACUCCUGAUGUCUACCCCACUACUCUCAAUAUGUGAAGUCAAUCAACCAGUUUGUUUUGUUGGGCAUAAAUAAAUCCUGGGCUUUGCUUAUUUCACAGCCAGUUAAUAUUGAUGGCUCAUAGUUCCUUUUGGAUCAACUAAUAGACCCAAGGUUUUCCUCCCGUCGCUGUUUCUAACUGAUGAACUCCCCGAGUGUCCCGUUCGUUACUGAAUUCAAUUUCAUUUCUGACACUCUGCAUUACAAGAUUUGUCCAGCUCUUCCCGCGUGGCGUUAUAAUCCUCUUUUGUACACAGACUUUUUUCCCAAUUUUGUGUCAUCUACAAAUGGUUUUGGGAGACUUCAGGUUUCUGCAGGAAGGGCAUUGAUAGGAAUAUACGCUGAACUGAGCUCUAAGGUCGUAGCAAACGACAGAAGCCCACUGGUGGGUAAAGUCCACUGGGAGAAAAUGGUGAAGAAAGUAUCAAGAUUCGGCAUACGUACUGGCACUUUUAACUGUUCCAGUGACCCCAGAUACUGCAGGAGGAGGGGUUGGCUGAAAUCCACCCUCAUAAUGUCGGUCCCACAAACCAGUACCUCCAAGGGAAAAGUAAUGCUUAAGGAAUACAGCGGGCGCAAAAUCGAAGUGGAGCACAUUUUCAAGUGGAUCACAGCCCAUGCUGCUUCUCGGAUCAAAACCAUCUAUAACUCUGAACAUUUAAGAGAAGAAUGGAACAAAAGUGACCAGUACCGUGUGAAAAUAUACCUGUUUGCCAACCUCGACCAGCCCCCGGCGUUCUUCUCUGCACUAAGUGUAAAGUUUACUGGAAGAGUAGAGUUUAUUUUCGUGAACGUGGAAAACUGGGACAAUAAAAGUUACAUGGCAGAAAUUGGUAUCUACAGGACACCAUCGUACAUACUGAGGACUCCCGAGGGGAUUUACAGAUAUGGAAAUAACACUGGUGAAUUUAUAUCACUGCGUGCCAUGGAUUCCUUUUUGCGCUCGUUACAGCCAGAAGUUAAUGAUUUAUUUGUUUUAAGCUUAGUUUUGGUUAAUCUGAUGGCUUGGAUGGACCUGUUUAUUACACAAGGCGCUACUAUAAAGCGUUUUGUGGUUCUUAUAAGCACUUUAGGGACGUAUAAUUCAUUGUUAAUUAUUUCCUGGCUACCCGUCUUAGGGUUUUUGCAACUACCCUAUUUAGACAGCUUUUACGAGUACAGUUUGAAACUCUUCAGGUACUCUAACACAACUACUUUGGCUUCUUGGGUAAGAGCUGACUGGAUGUUCUACUCUUCGCACCCAGCCCUCUUCCUCAGCACGUACCUUGGCCACGGUUUACUAAUUGAUUACUUCGAGAAGAAAAGACGACGCAAUAACAACACCGAUGAAGUAAACGCUAAUAAUCUGGAGUGGCUGUCAAGCCUGUGGGACUGGUACACCAGCUACUUGUUUCAUCCUAUCGCUUCUUUUCAACACUUUCCUUUUGACUCGGAUUGGGAUGAAGACCCGGAUUUGUUCUUAGAGCGGCUGGCCUUCCCCGAUCUCUGGCUUCACCCUCUGAUACCAACCGAUUACAUAAAAAACUUACCGAUGUGGAGGUUUAAAUGCCUUGGCGUCCAGUCUGAUGAGGAAAUGCUGGAAACCUUUCAAGACAGCGAAAGUGACUCUGACAGCGAAAACAAAGAGGUCUUCAGCAGUGAAAAAGAAGUCUCGGAGGACGAUGAGCUGAACGUGUUUCAUAGGCGCAGUGAAGGAGAGCCUCGGUGCGGUGCCGAGACCUGUUCGUGUGCCAAUAAAUAUUGUCAUCACGAGCCAUAUGAACGGAAAGCGAGAUCCUACGGCUCGUACAGCACCGCGGGUGACCUGGAGCCAGACUGGUCAGCCUGGCCCUCUGAGAUGUUGCACUGUACAGAAUGCGUUGUGUGUCUAGAAAAUUUUGCAAAUGGUUGUCUGCUGGUGGGCUUGCCGUGCGGCCACGUGUUCCACCAGAAUUGCAUCGUGAUGUGGCUGGCCGGCGGGCGACACUGCUGGGCUGUCUGCAGGUGGGCUUCGUACAAAAAAAAGCAGCCAUACACACAUCCGCAGCCUUUGUCGAAUGAUAGCCCAUCGUAGCUGUGUGCCGAUGUCCUUUGUAAGCUUUCAGGAUAUUACUGCUUGCCUUUUAAAUGUUAGUCACUUAAAAAAUUUAUGUGGUUUGAAGUUUUAGUUUAAAUGUUAGUGCAGUGAACUAAAGUAUUACAUGAUGCUAACGUUAACGACAGAAUCAUUUGGUUGCCUUUGUAUGUUGAACUGAAUGCAUACUUACCGUACAGUAACUUUUUCUUUUCAAGAUCUGGAAACUCGAUGCUCUUUGUGUAAGCACAAAAAUCAAGCCUACAACAGAAGCAUAUUCCAGCAAACGUUUACGAGUUAGGAUGUGGGUGAAAUCGAAAUUCUAAUCGGAAACAAUUGCUUAAUUUAAGUGUUUCUUAUUUUAGAGUCUGUUCAGCACAUCUUUGUUGAAUAAUGUAUGUUGUAAGACAGUACCAUUUAAAAAGAAAUCAGUGAAAUAAAUUAUUUUAAAAGGAGAUUUGUAAUGUUAAUUGUUUUGAUAAAUAUUUUGUGUGUAUGGUUACGGAUGUCUUGCUGGUCUGAUUUAUC
Egretta garzetta (little egret) is the source of this 7718-nucleotide messenger RNA. RefSeq names its product charged multivesicular body protein 3. Gene Ontology annotation, cellular component: endoplasmic reticulum; ESCRT III complex; multivesicular body. Gene Ontology annotation, molecular function: ubiquitin-protein transferase activity. The coding region runs from base 5280 to 7190 and encodes 636 amino acids. The transcript is spliced from 4 exons. The record is from RefSeq and is a predicted model, not a curated record. Gene Ontology annotation, biological process: endosome transport via multivesicular body sorting pathway; protein transport; late endosome to vacuole transport. Lineage: Eukaryota; Metazoa; Chordata; Aves; Pelecaniformes; Ardeidae.